Molecule: messenger RNA, 4617 nt
Organism: Trichosurus vulpecula (common brushtail)
Lineage: Eukaryota; Metazoa; Chordata; Mammalia; Diprotodontia; Phalangeridae
Gene: SPRED3
Product: sprouty related EVH1 domain containing 3
Exons: 4
Coding region: 1944-3152 (402 amino acids)
Biological process (GO): multicellular organism development; negative regulation of MAPK cascade
Cellular component (GO): membrane
Molecular function (GO): protein kinase binding
Source: RefSeq, a predicted model, not a curated record
AGCAUGAGGUUCAGCCAGUGAAAAUGUAUGGAGUGUCUUGUUUAAAGACAACGGGGGUCACUAGAUUACAGAGUACUUGGUGGGGAGUAAGGUGUAAGACCACUGGAAAGGGGGACGGGUUAUAAAGAGAUUUAAAAGCCAAAUGGAGAAUUUUAUAUUUGAUCUCAGCAGUGACUGAGACCUCCUGGAGUUUAUUGAACAGGGGGUAUGGCACAGUUAGACCUGCUCUUUGGCAGCUGAUUGGAGGAUGGGUUAGAGAGGAGAUAGACCCAUGGCAAAGAGAUCAACCAGCAGUCAAUUUUGUUCAGUCAUGAAGUGAUAAGGGCCUGUACCAGGCUGGUAGUAGUAUCAGAAGAAGGAGAUAUAUAGAAGGGAUGUUGUGAUGGUAACAUUGACAAUAUUUUGGAACUUGGAUAUAGAGAAAGAAACAUGGAAGGACCAAGGGUGACCCCUAGGUUGUGAAUCUGAUCACCCUCAAAAGUAACAGAAAAGUUAGGAAGGAGAUGGGGUGGGAUGAAAGAUGAGUUGUUUUGGACAUGCUGAGUUUAAGAAACUCUGAAGGGAUCACAAGUGGAAAACGUUAAAGAAGCCCUGGUCUGUAGGACAUCCAAUUUGAGAUGUUUAGUAGACACCAGGAGGUUCAAGACUGGGAGUCAGCAGAAAGGUUAGAGCUAGAAAGAUAGAUUUGAGAAUGAUCAGCAUAGAGAUGAUUGAAUCCAUCUGAGCUAAUGAGAUCACCAAGUGGAGAGAGCCCAAGGAUUGAGCCCUAGGGUGGCGCUGAUGGUUAGUGGGCUUGACCUGGAUGAAGAAUCAGCAAAGGCAGCUGGGAAGUGGUCGGAUGGUUAGGGGAAGAACCAGGAGAAAGCAGUGUCCUAAAAACCCAGAGAGAAGGAGAAGGGAAAAGAGAUCUCCUUCAACAAGAAGAAGGAGCUGAACAACAAAGAGGUCAAGAAGGACGAGGGUUGAGAAAAGACACUUUAAUCAUUUGGCAUUUAACAGAUCAUCACUAACUUUGGAGGGGAAAAUUUUGGUUGGAUGAUGAAGUUGGGAGCCAGACCAUAGAGAGCUAAGAAGGAGGUGAGAGGAAAGGAAGUAGAAGCAUCUUGUAGGUAGCCUUCUUGAGUUUAGCCACAAAAGGGGAGAGAUAGGACAGCAGCUAGCAGGGACAGGCAGGGAGGAUGGGGAAAAUGGGGAAAUGCACAUUCUGAACCCUCUGUCCCUCUCCCCCUCACCAUAUGUACGUGGUUCUGGUUCAAGCGGUAGUGAUGACUCCAGUGGGGCUGGCUACCAUUGGAUGGUGGGCGUCUGAGCCAGGCGGGCAUAUGCCAGGCCCACCAGAGCCAGUAUCUUAUCUGUUGGGAAUGCCUUGGACCAGAGUAUAAGCAACCUCCCUGGGAGAGGGGGCCAGGAAGGUGCCUCCACAAAGAGGUGUGAGACUGAGCUGGGGACUGAGGGGGAGAUAACUAAAUUGCUUUGUGGAGUCUGGGAUGGUACAAUGAAUUGUGUCCAGAAGCUGGAAUGAAGAUGUGGCAUGUUUGGGGUAUUUGAUUAUCUUAAGGUAUAUUCAAGAUAAUGUGGGCCAUUUUAGGGAUAUCUUUGGAGGGUGCCUGGGGAUUUAGAAUGUUGGAUUGGGGUGUGUCAGAAAUGUUGGAACAGAUUUUUGAUGGUCCAUAAGAGUGUAUUUGAAAUACCUAUGACCUGUGUGGGGAGAAUAUAUUUAGAAGCAGUAUGAUCUAAUUGGGUAAAGAGAUGUCCUCAGUUAAGAAGGCCUGAGAUCAGGUUCCACCUUUGGCUUUGUGAUCCUAGGCAAGUCAUUUUAUCCUGGCAAUUCCUUAAGACUAUAAGGUACAACUCAGGUGCUGAUCUGCAUUGCUAGAAGGGGUUUUCUCACUGGGAGCACCUUAUGCCAAUAAAAUCACAGGUCUGGACCCCCAAAAUACAAAAUGUUUGGUGCUGGUAUACUUAGGUUGUUCCAUGGGGGUGAGAGACCAGUCAGAGGAAUAAAAGCCCAAGGGUGUCAGAGCACAUGCUCAAGGUGUGGGGGGGCCCGUGACCCCUCCUCCUCCCCGGGGCCCCCACUGCCCCUCCACCUCCUAUGGCAGAUGACCCUGAAGUGCACAUUGAAUCCGGGCCUGGUGUACACCAAAGCGAACCCCAUCUUCCACCACUGGCAGCUGGGUGACCACAAGUUUGGCCUGACUUUCCAGAGCCCAGCAGAGACUGACACUGUCCAGAGAAGCAUGCAGACUGCCCUAACAGAGCUGGUCCAAGGCUCUCUCUCCUCACCCUCUUCCUCUUCUUCCAACACCUCCCAGGAGCCCCCAGAUGUCCUCUGCACCAAGACACACCGGGACAGCCAGUCUUCUUCCAGCUCUAUCCGCCAAGAGGCUAGGCCCCCAGAUCCAGCUAUAGUCACUAGCAAGUCGUCUGGUUUGGGCCCAGCCAUGACCUCCCAACGUCGGCCUUCCCACGCACAGAGCCCUCCACAACUCCAGCAACUUCAGCCCUUCCCGGUCAGGCCUGAGGCCCCAGGAACCAUGCCAGGCUGGGUGGGCCGGGGCUACGAAGAUUAUCGGAGAGCCGGCCCGCCUCCUGUGCCCCUGGCCGUGUCCUGUGUGAUGCGCUUUGACAAAUCGGGCAGCACGUCGCCUCCCCGCCAGGCGGCGAGCCCCACAGUGCCAAGGACCCGGGCGUCCCCACCCCCGCCGCCCCCAACUCCGGCUCCAGCCCAGCUCCUGGCCAAGGGCUCGCCGUCUUGCCGCGUGACGGCGAGCUUCGUGCAAGAGGCGUCCGCCGCAGACGCUACGCGCUGCGUGCACUGCCGGGCCCUGUUUCGCCGAGGCUCAGACGGGCGAGGGCGACACUGCCCAGAGGCCCCGGACCCAGGGGGCCGUCUGGUGCGCCGCCUCAGUUGCCUCUGGUGUGCGGAGAGCCUUCUUUACCACUGCCUGUCGGACGCCGAGGGCGAUUUCUCGGACCCGUGCGCCUGCGAGCCAGGCCACCCACGCCCAGCUGCGCGCUGGGCAGCCCUGGCUGCGCUGUCCCUCGCAGUGCCCUGCCUCUGCUGCUACCCGCCCUUGCACGCCUGCCACUGGGCCGCGGUACGCUGUGGCUGCCCUGGCUGUGGUGGCCACCACGAGGCGGCCCGGUGAGUGAGGCCUCGGGCUGCGAUGGGGCGGCCCACAACCUGCGGUGCUCUGCCGUUCGAGCCCAGAUGUGGGCAGCCGGAGCGGGGAGCACCAGAGCCCAGACGUGCAGCUUUGGAGGCCAGUCCUGGAAACCCAGAGCUCGAAUCUUGCCUGGCCUCCAGCCAAGGCUGGCCACUGGGAUAACAUCGCUGACCCUUCCAGUCGCCCCUCAGCAGCUCGUGCCCGCCUGGCUCCCUAGAUCCGCUGGGAGGCAUCUUGUUCUACCCUGGUACUCUGGUCUUCCCUCCCAGAAAGCUCAGUGGACAACAGGGACUACGAUAACCUGCUGCUGCCCAUCCAGCGCCUCCUUCCCCCAGCUCUGGAAACAUCCCUUCCGACUCUCCUGAAGGCCCUUCUCUUCUGAACUGAAGAACUCCAUCCGACCCCCAGACUGUGGCCCCUCCACAAACAGCUAAGGAAGAGGAGGGGCGUAUACUGAAACGUUGAGACUGAAGUCUCUCCCUUCCCUCUUCCCCCUUACUCUUCCGGGUUCCAGAGCCUCCCAAGAUCCAGGCACUAAAGGGAGUGAGCCUGUGUCCCAGUCAAGGUUGGGAAGGCCUGCCCAACCUAAGAGCCACGGCUCAGGGGCCUUAUAGCUGCUGACUUCUGGGUGGAGAGGGAGUGGUGCCUCUCCCUCCUUCCAUCCCUCCCAAAGUUUGGGCUCAGACCCCGGCCCCGCCCCAUCUCAGCACCUUUGCCGAUACUUUAAAUUAAUGAUCUCUCCUUCCCUGAUUGGCCCAGAGUAUCUGUGGAUCUGACUCCUCUUCGGGUCCUUUGGGAGGGAGAGGGGAGGGAGGGAGAGCCUGAGAAGCAGGGACACCAGAGUCCCACCUCUCCCCACCACCUUUCUCCCUCUCUGUGCCUAGGUCUCCUCUUGCUGUGGAGAGGGGAAAAAUUUCUAGACUUCACCUACCUCGUUUUUAAGGGUGGGGGGGAGAAGAGGGUGUGUGUGCUGUAGGGUGCUCUGGGAUGUAUUUAUGAGGACAGGUGGGACCCUCUCUUUGCCCUGGAGCUUCCCAUGCCUCAGUUCCCCACCUUAGCCCACCUGUCACCCAUGACCCUCCCACCCCCUCCAGGCUUAAGCAGACUUGGGACCCCAACAGUGGGUCAAAAUUCUCUUCUCUGUCCAGGCCAGGGCCCCUCCCUAUUUCUAUUUCCUUGUGCCAGGAAUUGGGGGAGCUGGACCUCUCUUCUCUGGUUUGUCACCUUAAGAGUGUACCUUUUAUGUGGGACAAAGCUGUGGAACAAGAGGAGGGUGUUAUAGUGUGGGUAUUUUCUUCCCUAACCUCAGCUCUCCCCCACCCCCCAGGAAUUGAAGAAAACCUGAGGGAGAUCCAAUAUAAUGGCUUUAAAACACAUUUGUUGCUAAUUCACUUGCAGCCUGGCUUGCUUUUUUUUUAUAUUUAGUAAGCUAGCCCUACCAAGAGAU